Molecule: messenger RNA, 2412 nt
Organism: Malassezia vespertilionis
Lineage: Eukaryota; Fungi; Basidiomycota; Malasseziomycetes; Malasseziales; Malasseziaceae
Gene: BRO1
Product: bck1-like resistance to osmotic shock
Exons: 1
Coding region: 1-2412 (803 amino acids)
Biological process (GO): protein transport to vacuole involved in ubiquitin-dependent protein catabolic process via the multivesicular body sorting pathway
Cellular component (GO): endosome
Molecular function (GO): protein binding
Source: RefSeq, a predicted model, not a curated record
AUGCAAUUGCCGCUGCUUGCGCUGCCGCUAAAAGAGACGCGCGAAGUUGAGCUGGCGAAGCCAAUCGGUGCGCUGAUUCGCACGGUGUAUGAGCAGGAUCCAAACUCGUUUGAAAAUGACUUGCGGUCGGUGCAGGAGGCGCGUCUCGAUGCGACUCGCACGGCGAGCAGCGACGCAACCGGCCGCGAUCUCCUGUUUAAAUGGUUCCACAUGCUCGAGAUGAUCGAGCUGCGUUUCCAGGAGCUGCGCGUGCCGCUCACCUGGUCGGAUGCAUUUUCGGGGAAGCAGGUAACCCAGCAGGCGCUUGCUUACGAAAAAGCAAGUGUCAUUUUCAACUGUGCCGCGCGCAUCGCAGCCGUCUCCGCCACAUUCGACCGUAAAGACGGGGGCGAAGGCUUGAAACGCUGCUAUACGGGCAUGCGACAAGCUGCUGGUCUGCUAGACUACAUUCACUCCAACUUUUUGCACGCGCCAAGCGACGAUAUGGGCGGCAGCAUGAUCAAGACAUUGCAAACGCUGCUGCUCGUGCAAGCCUCGGAAGUAUUUCUGGAAAAGAGCAUGCAGGAUGGAAAGGGAAUUGCAUUGAUUGCGAAACUCGCGAGCCACAUUGAGUCUGUGUAUGCAACGCUUGCGGAAGAAUGGCAGGACACGAGCACGUUUGCUUCCAUCCCGUCGUUGUGGCGCGUCUUGGUUGCAUUCAAGAGCAAGUAUUUUGCCGCGAUGACACACUAUUACCGUGCACAAGCGGACGAUGCGGGGGACGAGCACGGCGUGGCAUUGACGCGGCUGCGCCUAGCCGUGCGCUGUGUCAAAGACGCGGCGCAGCGCGCCGCCCACGUAAGUCCCAGCUACUUUUCCUCGAAACUGUCUUCCACCGUGCCGGGCGAUGCUCUUGCUGCUGUGACAGGGGCGUCCAAAUCGCUGCUUGCGGCGUGUGAGGAUACAAUGCGCGCCAUGGAGCGUGAUAAUGACCUGGUAUACCACAGUCUUCUACCGCCAGAGAGUGCAUUAGCGCCGGUGGACAAGACAACAGUCACGGGCGCUAUUUCCAUCCGCGAUACGUUUAUGCAUCCCGAUGUGCAGAGAAUACUUGGCCCGGAAGUAUUUCUGGCGCUUGUGCCGCUCAGCGUACACGAAAGCGCGAGUGUGUACUCGGAAGAGCAGGCAAAAUUGGUGCGUGGCGAGGCGGAGCACAUAGAAACAGCCAACGGCACGUUGGCUGCGUCGCUCGACGCACUAAGACUUCCUGGCGCACUAACACGCUACGGUGCGCUGCAGGGUGCAGAUGCCGCGCGCACGUAUGCGCCGAGUGCAUCGCUGCUCGAGCACGCCGAGCGCAUGCAAUCUACUCACGACAAGUACGCCCAAAGCGCUGCAGGGAUCGACAAGCGUCUUGCCGAGAUCCAGCGGCCUUGGCGUGCAGCACAGCGCAUCGACGACGCACUGGCAGCACUCGAAGAAGAUGCGCGUGCAUGCGAGCACCAACGAGCGCAGCAUGGCCAUCGCUGGACACAGGAGCCGACAAUGAGCGCUGCACGCACCUUGCGAAACGACUUGCUGCAGAGCCGCGCGGCGCUGGAAAAAGCGCGCACCAGCGAUGCGAACCUUGCGUCCUUGUGGGCAUCGGUGCGCCACGACACGCUUCUCUUGCAGCGUGGACCGGAAGCGGUGCGCGACGCGGUGCGCGACGCAGUGCAAAACGCGGCGCGCAAUGCAAGUCGCGUCAAGGAAGCGAACCUCCUGGACUGGGAGCCGGGACAGGAUCCCAGCGAAGAAGAAGCGCGCGCGCUCUACCUUGAAGCGCAGGAAAAAUGGAAUGCGCUCCAGAGUUUGCCUGCGAAGCGCGACGCAAUGCUGGCCGAGCUCAAGACGCGUGUGCGCAGCGACGAUAUCUCGCAUGUGCUCCUCCUGAACCGCCGCGUGCAAAACAUCGAGCCGCAGGUGUUUGCCGCGGAACUUGCCAAGUUCACGCCGCUGCAGCAGCAGCUGAGGGAAAGCGCCGCGGCGCAGAAACACGACGUGCACACUCUGCGCACUAUGCUCGAUGCAUUGGCUGCGCACCCAGGGACCUUGUCCAUUCGCGAGCAGGACAAGGCGUGCGCCGAAGCACACGCUCUUGUAUCGGCGCGUCUUGUGCGUGCGUACGAGUCCCACACGGAGCUCUGCGAUGUGCUCGGCAACGCAGUUCAGUUCUACAACGAUCUCGAAACAAUUGCACAGCAAACGUGCCAAGAAGUCAUGGAUUUGCUGACACAGCGGCGCAUCGAGCGCGAAGCGCUGGUGUCGCAGCUGUCGUAUGCACCGGCAACGUCGCUAGCCGACGAUUUGCACGCGCUGCGCUUGUCGGAGCCUGCAGCGCCCCCGCUGAAGCGUGCAGCGUCGCCAAAGCCGCCGCGUCCUCCGCUUGUAUAG